GAUAUAUAAUGCCUUCUAAUUAUUACCACCGCGUCGAUUCAAUCAGAUUUCUCAAAAGUCGAACUACCUUGUGAAUCAUCUCCAUAUCCAGUGAAUCCCAUCAUUCAAAAUGGAUCAAUGGCUCCGACCCGUCUUCGCAAGGACUCGAACACCAGUUCAAUCCGCCCUAAGCAAUCAGUCUGAUGAACCUCCCGAAACCGAAGACACCAUGAAAUCCAUCCGUCCCAGCUCGCGCGUUUCCUCCUACAUCGGGUUUCGCUCGUCAAGUGCGAAUCUUCAUGCACCUGCUGGCGAUACGUUUACUUUUCAACAUGUUAAUAUUCCGGAGAAUGUAUAUCAUAAGCCCUCAGGAAGUCAGAUGGCUGAAACACUUAAAGUCAUUAUGAUGACAAGGAAUUUGAUGGAGUCGAUACCGGUCGAGUAUAAUACGUGUAUUUUACAUGUUCUGGAGGCGUAUAAUGAUCUACAGGAGAUGUUGGCUGUGAAAGAGGGGGAGAUCGAGGAGAUUAAGGGAAGACAUACAAAAGAUAUUAGGGAGUUUGAUAGUAUGGCUGAACAGUGGAAGGCGAAGGAAAGAGAUUAUCAAAAAGAAAUCAAGAAUCUCGAAGUCCUUCUCUCCAAGACAGAGGGGGGAAUGGAAAAUGUUACGAUGGCGCGCUCAAAAAGUGUUGUUCAUGGGACUAGAAGAGCUGCAGAUGUAUUCGAAGACGGUAUGGAGAAAAUAAAGCAAAAUUUCGCGCGCUACAGUUCUGGGAGAGAUUCUUCUACUACCACAAUUGACUGGAAUAUUGAUCACCUACAACAAAUUACCUCAUCAUGUCCAUUAGAAACUCUCACGCAAGCAAGUGAGCUCUCUCAACAGCAAGCAGACAUAAAUCACGAAGGAACAGUCAAAUCCCGACACAGAGAAAAUUCUUCAGUUCAAGACACCGAAAGUUUCUACUCGGCAGUGGACAGUCAAUCCACCCGCUUGACUUCCGUACAACUCGACGCACUAGAAAGACAACAUGCUACCGAAGAACUCGGUGUAGUAUUCGACUCAUCAUCAGAAUCAGAUGAUACCAGUUCCCGCUCGGCAUUUACUGAAGGUCAAGCUCCCACUCCUAAUCGCACACCCAAAAUCUCUAGUAUUCGCAAUAGUAAUAAAGAGAAACCUCUGCCUGAUAUUCCGACCAAGCAUCAGGAAAUGGAUCCUUUCUUUUCAGGCGAAGCACGCAAUGUACAGCCAUGGGUAGAACCACAAGACGACGGACAAGCAUCUUCUUCCGCUGAAUCCAGAAAGGAAUUUUCGUUCAAAACAGGUGACGAUACACCAUCUGUGUUGCAUAAACCUUCGAAAGUUGUUCUACGAAAAAUUAAUCCCGACUCGGUGCCAGCGAGUCGUCUUAGUUAUGUUAUGAAUAGUGAAGACGAGUUUGUGUCUUUACCUAGGCAUCCUAUCGCCGAUGCGAAUUCUCAAUUUGAAGCAAAAUCGAAAACAAGGAACGUGAUGUCGAAGCCGACUGUGAGUACUUCUCCGGGAAAAGAAACGUAUGCUACGGGUUUGAGACAGCAAUUGGGAAUGGGAAGAGGAAUGGGAAAAGGUAUGGAGAGAGGCGACUCAAAUAGUAGUAUUGUGACAGCUGUGAGGGACAAUUCAGGGAGGAGUGAUAAGGGAAGACCAGCGAGGGAGGAUGCAGGUGCGAAGGGGAAUGGAAGUGGCGGGAAACAGAAGCAAAGUCAGGGAACUGCGGUUAUGGCUGCCGUAAGAGCGAUAGCAGCGAGUAACAAAUCGGCUACAGCCAACGACAGAAUCCAAGCUCAUGCAAACGAAUCUGAUAGAAAGGAAGUUGAUAGGAGAGAAGGAGUGCCCUUUAGCCCCGAGAGAAGUCCUACGGGAUCGCAAGUCGGUGGUGGUAGAGAAUGAGUGGGUUGGGAUAUGGGGAUAUGAGAGGAUUGGGGAAAGGGGGGAGAAUGGAUGUAUGGGUUUGGAUGAGAGGGUUAAUGAUAUUGAUGAUGGAUGGAAUGUGUCUAUGUAUGUAUUAAGUGUAAGGAAGGGUAUUUGUGAAUACUAGGUGUAAAGUAUUAAGUUGUAGAAGAGAUGUUAUAUAGAACAUAUCUGAGUAAGUAGGUAGCAAAUACUUACUUACUUAGUUAGUUAUUUAUACUGAAUACUAGAUACUAAUAAGUUUAGUUUAGCUGCA
Molecule: messenger RNA, 2183 nt
Organism: Botrytis cinerea B05.10
Lineage: Eukaryota; Fungi; Ascomycota; Leotiomycetes; Helotiales; Sclerotiniaceae
Exons: 4
Coding region: 110-1906 (598 amino acids)
Source: RefSeq, a predicted model, not a curated record